AUGGCCGCUGGAUGUGUUCUUCUCGUCUUCCCGCUGCUGCUGAUGUCAAUACGUUGUGACUUCGCACAUGCAAAACACUCCAUGCAUGAGGUAUCAGGAGAGGAACACCUUGAUUUUGUUGAGUACAGAGUUGCCGUGCUGGAGGAAAACUUUGAGACGUUGAAAACUGGUGCUAACGUUAAGUGCGGCCUGCCUCCAUCUAUAUAUGGAUCAGAGGUUGUAUAUACAUCGAUUCACCUCAAUGGCGUGGCCAAGUACAGUUGCAGAGACGGUUACGUAGGACAAGGUUCAGAUAUUUCACUGUGUACCGACAAAGGCGUUUGGUCCCCGACAGACAAAACAUGUUGUAAUGUAUCCGUCGUUGUUGCAAGAUGGUUUGGUAGGAUGGUGUACACCGGCAACGUUGCUACGACGGUGACAGGCAAGACGUGUCAGAGAUGGAAGGCCCAGGCACCACACAGACACUCGUUCAAGGACCACAUCUCAGUCAACCCAUUCGGCGGUGAGACACUGGACGAUAGCGCCAACUACUGUCGGGACCCAUCAGGCAGUGGGUAUUUGUGGUGUUACACGACGGAUCAAAACACACGUUGGGAAAAAUGUAACAUCCCUCGGUGUUGACAUGGUUACCAUUACGCUACUGGAGCUCACCUAUUUGCUCUCUGACAAUUGGGAGUAGAAUUGUCUCUACUAGUUUCUAAUAUACAUUUCUAUGGCAAGAUGUCAGAUAGAUUUGGAGUUGAAAUAAAAGCAUUUUUCAUUUCUUGAUUUUCGACA
Molecule: messenger RNA, 777 nt
Organism: Haliotis rubra (blacklip abalone)
Lineage: Eukaryota; Metazoa; Mollusca; Gastropoda; Lepetellida; Haliotidae
Product: hepatocyte growth factor-like protein
Exons: 4
Coding region: 1-621 (206 amino acids)
Molecular function (GO): signaling receptor binding; endopeptidase activity
Source: RefSeq, a predicted model, not a curated record